Messenger RNA from Aspergillus eucalypticola CBS 122712, 4626 nucleotides. RefSeq names its product chromatin segregase YTA7. NCBI's taxonomy places the organism in Eukaryota, Fungi, Ascomycota, Eurotiomycetes, Eurotiales, Aspergillaceae. Gene Ontology annotation, biological process: positive regulation of transcription by RNA polymerase II. The transcript has 2 exons. The record is from RefSeq and is a predicted model, not a curated record. Gene Ontology annotation, molecular function: chromatin binding; ATP hydrolysis activity; histone binding. Gene Ontology annotation, cellular component: nucleus. Bases 46 to 4344 code for a protein of 1432 amino acids.
UUGCAGCCGAAGCAGGAGGAUGAAGAGAUGGUCGAUGAGACCACCAUGGAGGUCAAAGGCUCUCAACUCGAAAUUAUGGAAAGCGAUGUUCAGAUCAGCUUCGAGGACGGCAUGCCGCCUGCAGCAGGCGAGGGACAAGAGACAACCACAGCAGAUGAUGAAGGGUUCGUUCCAGAGUCCGAGAAUGGCGAUGCAAAGGAGGGCGGCGGCGACGAUGACGACGACGACGACGAGGAUGAGGGCCCGACGACACGAAGGAGGAAUCGACCCAACCGCAGCCAGCAGGCAGACGACGAGGUCGAGCAGCCCGAGGAAGACGAGGCUGCACACCCGCGCCGUUCCAGUCGAAAGAAGCCGAAAAGUUCACAACGAAAACGCCAAGACGACGAAGAGAGUGAUUUCGAGCCAGAGGAAGAAGAGUCUAAUGACGACGACGAGAUCUCACAGUCUGGGAAGUCGCAAGCUUCACCACGCAAGGGAAGUCAGGCCCAUGAGGAGGAUGAGGACAGCACCACCGGCCGUCGCCCGGGUCUCCGCAAGCGCGCGUCCCGAUCCCGGGGACAGUCCGAAGUGGGUGCUGACAUCGCGGAGGAGCUCGCAGAGGAAUUGGAGGAUCUUCGCGGCGGUCGUCCUCGUCGGCGAGUGCAACAGGAGAUUGUUUACGAGAAGCCUCGCCGCAGUCGCAAGGAUGUUGACUACCGCAUCAUCCGGCCUGAUCUGAUCCUGCCCAUUGAGGAGGCCGAGAACGAAGUCAAUGAAUCCCCUUCACGCCGCGGCCGGGGAGGCGGCGGCAACAGUUGGCAGCGAACCCUGUUUCCCACAUAUGGGCCAUUCGGAGGCGGCGGGCCGUCUGCCAUCUUAGGGCCCCCGGGCGCACCGGCUGCUACGGGUGGGGUAGACAGCGAUAGCAGUGACGACGAGGUUAUGCAGCAUCCCAAGGGUGGUGCAGGGGGUUCCAUCUCCGGCCCUGCACAGCCUGGUGCCGGCCUCUUGGGUACGCAGACUCACAGCGCCGAUGCAGCCCAGGGCCACGCCGGGACGCCUGCAAAUCUCGGCAAAAUCAAAGACAAGCAGACACUGGCUGAUGCUGACCCGUUGGGUGUGGACAUGAGCGUCAACUUCGACAGUGUUGGUGGCUUACAGGGCCACAUCGACCAGUUGAAGGAAAUGGUGUCGCUGCCGCUACUAUAUCCAGAGAUCUUCCAACGCUUCCACAUCGUACCUCCGCGAGGUGUGCUUUUCCAUGGACCCCCCGGAACUGGUAAGACGCUGCUCGCCCGAGCAUUGGCGAACAGUGUCAGCUCGAAUGGCCGUAAGGUGACCUUCUACAUGCGAAAGGGUGCCGACGCUUUAAGUAAAUGGGUGGGUGAGGCGGAGCGACAGCUUCGGUUGCUCUUCGAAGAGGCUCGAAAGACACAGCCUAGCAUUAUCUUCUUCGAUGAAAUCGAUGGAUUGGCACCUGUACGGUCAAGUAAGCAGGAACAAAUCCAUGCCUCGAUUGUAUCCACUCUGCUGGCGUUGAUGGAUGGUAUGGAUGGACGUGGACAAGUCAUCGUCAUUGGCGCCACGAACCGCCCCGACUCGAUUGACCCAGCUCUUCGACGCCCUGGUCGUUUCGAUCGCGAAUUUUACUUUCCACUGCCCAACAAGGAUGGCCGACGUUCUAUCCUGGACAUCCACACCAAGGGCUGGGAUCCACCGCUGCCUGGCCCCAUCAAGGAUGAGCUGGCGGAGAUCACCAAGGGCUAUGGUGGUGCUGAUCUUCGUGCCCUCUGCACAGAGGCAGCCCUCAAUGCAGUGCAACGACGAUACCCCCAAAUCUACAAGUCUAACCAGAAGCUACUCAUCGACCCGAAGACCAUUGAAGUGACCCCCAAGGAUUUCAUGUUGGCGAUUAAGAAGAUGGUCCCGUCGUCGGAGCGAUCAACCUCGUCGGGUGCCUCACCCCUGCCCCCCUCGGUCGAGCCUUUGCUGCGCACGCCUCUCACAGAGAUCAAGAAUUUGUUGUCUUUGAUCUUGCCGCAGCGAAAGAGGCUUACAGCCUUAGAAGAGGCGCAGUUUGAGGAACCGGAAGGAUCAGGAAGCUUCCAGCGCGAACAAAUGCAGCAGGAGUUCGAUCGCUCCCGGGUGUUCCGUCCUCGCAUGCUGCUCCGCGGGCCGCUAGGAAUGGGCCAGCAGUAUCUGGCUGGCGCCCUUUUGCACCAUUUCGAGGGACUUCAUGUUCAAGCUUUCGAUCUCCCUACCCUGCUCAGCGACUCGACUCGGUCACCGGAGGCCGCCGUCAUCCAGCUUUUCGCCGAAGUCAAAAGGCACAAGCCGAGUGUGAUCUACAUCCCGAACAUCCAGGCUUGGACUGAUACCGUCGGCCCGGCCGUGAUGUCUACGUUCCUGGGUUUACUGCGGUCAGUUCCUCCGACCGAUCCUGUGCUGCUAUUGGGCGUGCAGGAGUCGGCAGGUGAGGAUAUGGACAACGGUGUGCUGCGGAACUUGUUUGGGUAUUCAAAGAAGAACUUCUACGAUCUCAGAGCGCCAGGUAGCGAGGCACGCUACGAAUACUUUACAAAAGUCAUUGACUACGUCAAGACAUCACCUGCACACCUUCCCGACCCGGAGAAUCGGAAGAAGAGGGAGCUGGAGACGUUGGAAGUUGCACCUCCACCGCCCCCUAAGCCGGCAACGCCCCUCUCCAAGGAGCAGCUCAAGGCGCAGAAAAAGAAAGACCACCAAACUCUUAACCUACUCAAGAUCCGCAUCCAGCCUAUCAUGGACCAGAUCAAGAAGUACAAGCGGUUCCGCACUGGCGUCAUCGAUGAAUCGCAGAUUCGCUACCUCUGGGAGGAGGAAGACCCGAACAUCGUGACAAGUGAUCUACCAAUUGAACAGCGCACCACCUUCCGGCCGUUUGAGAAGGCCUUCGACAAGAAUGGAGUGCCUGGGUUGCGCGAGGCCGUGUCGGGCAAAUUCUUCUACAACCUCGAGAUAGUCACCAUCGAGAAGCGGCUCUCCAACGGGUACUACAAGCGGCCCAAGGACUUCUUGGCAGACAUUAAGAGGCUCGCCAAGGACGCCCGGCAGCUAGGAGAGCAGGAAAGACUGUUGCGCGCCAACGAAUUGUUGUCCAAUGUCGAGGUGGAUAUUGCUACCAUCGAGCAAACUGAGCCCGCUCUGGUGACGGAAUGCGAAGGGGUCUACGUGCGAGAACUGGAGAGGGAGAAACUUGCCAUCGAAAAGGCGCGCAAGGCGGCGGAAGAAGAGGAGGCAGGCCUGAUCGGUCGCGCGGCGGCAAACCGAGUCCCGCACGGCAACACAGAGUCGGGCCCAUCCAGCGGGCCGGUGGUCCUAGGUGAGACGUUCCCGGAUCUUGGUCCGAAAGAGACGACCCGACCGGUGACGCCUACCCGUCGGUCGACAGUGAGCUUCAUCACUAAUGGCUACCAUACCGGGGGCGGAUCGGACCUGAACGAUCUCAGUACGCAUGCGCUCACCAGUAACGGCUCGCAUGAGGAGCGCCCGGAUGGUGAUGGUGAUACUUACAUGACCAACUCGGAUCACUCUGCCGAAAGGGAGACACAGACAAGUUCGUUUGGUCCGUCGGCGCAGCCCAAACCUCCCUAUUCACACACAGCGCCAUCGCAGCAGGUGCGCCGGGAGUCGGGAAUUUCAAGCUUCUCGCAGAAGGGCCCCAUGACGCCCAUGGCGCCCGGAUCCCAACCUCACGAGUACACUAACGAGGCAUCGACGACACAGACGACGUCGGACAAGAAGUCGUCCGAGCAGUCCUCGGUGCCAAAUCCGUACACGCAGAGUCCGGUAGCCACUCAAGGGAUGCGACAUGAUUUUCCCGAUCUCACGCAGUACCCGGACCGGGUAUCGCAGGAGGAACAUCUUCCGGAUACGCAACAGGGAGACAGCAGCCAGCCGUCGCCCCGACCGGCUGCCGAUAUGGCGCCGCUGGAAAAUGGCCCGGCGCACUCGCAGCCACGGGCUCAGCCGCCGGUACCCCUGUUCGACCACCCAACCAAGCCGGCAGCGCAUGUGCCGGCGGGAAUGCAGUCGCUGCUGAACAAUGAGGACCUGUCGCCGAAAAUAACGCUUGACCUGGAAUACGUGCAGAAGCUGCACGAGCAGCUCACACAGCGGACGAGCGGCUGCAGCGUGGAGCAGCUAGAGCAGAUCAACACGAACCUGAUGGACUACCUAUGGCAGACGCGGGGAGAAUGGAAUCGGAGCAAGGUGGCAGCGGGAAUCCAGGACACGUUCAACGAGGUGCUGGAGGACAUGCAGGCAAUGCAGGAGAUUGGGCCGAUCAGCCAGAAGACGAAGGAGCAGCUGUAUCCGCUGUAGAUGGAAGAGAGUUUUUCAUGUGUGAUUGCUUUUGUGGGAUACCAUCAUACCCCCUUUACCUUUAUACCUCUUUGAAGCGACAUGGAUUGUAUCGUAUGUUUAUACCUGCUUGUCUUGAAUUUGGUUUGUUGUGUUGCUUGCUCUGCGUUGCUCUUUUUGCUACUGGUACUGAUUUAUGGGCGGUCAUUUGUUUGGAUCUUGCAUGUAUCUGGGCGUGCAGCAUAUUGUUGCCGACGUGUUGAAAUAGCUGGAAAAGGCUGUAUUCUUGUAGAUAGACUGGGG